Messenger RNA from Melampsora larici-populina 98AG31, 1752 nucleotides. RefSeq lists its product as uncharacterized. The transcript is spliced from 7 exons. The record is from RefSeq and is a predicted model, not a curated record. NCBI's taxonomy places the organism in Eukaryota, Fungi, Basidiomycota, Pucciniomycetes, Pucciniales, Melampsoraceae. The coding region runs from base 1 to 1752 and encodes 583 amino acids.
AUGGUUUCCACUCGGGCCAAUCGGGGUUCUCAAAGUUCUGCUCCCCCAACCCAAACCACGUCCACCACAACCAAGACCACAACAAAGAAGUCCAAAAGAAAACGAACCCGUACAACUAAAGGUCUCACUACUUCGGAUUCGGAGCAUACUCAAGAUGACAUCAACGGAAACGGUCAAAAGGAAGUUGACACUCGUGAUGAAGAAACUGAAGAGGAAUCGAAUCGCUUAGAAUCAAUUGCUUUCCGGUCUCGUUUUCCUGGAUUCGAGAUUGAUAAAUUUGAGGAGAAGAGGAAAGACUGGACACUCAUUGCCCUUCGCCAAGCAAUCGCCAAACAGAAUUCAAAGACCAGUAAGGCCCCGCAAGAGAUCAAGUCUUUAGUUUUGAGUAUCCGGAUGGAGUAUGAGAAACGAAUGCUAAUGGCUGCCCUCAUGGGUGGAGUGCCUGAGAUCGUGGUGUGGAACAUUGUGGGCAAAGGUGCAAAGAAAGGCCACGCGAACCCUUGGAUCCGUUUCUUAGCAUUUUGCCAUCAAUCGCUAGGAGAGAAACUACCUGAACCGGGUGACAAAGACGGGUGGACUAAUCGUAAUAAAAAAUCUGCCAGCAAUUGGAAAAAGCUUAGCAAGCAUGAAAAGGAUGUUUUUCGAGAUCCGUAUUUUUUUGCGUUAGCGAAUCUACCUGAUCUUUCUAACGUGCCAUUUGCGGAUGAAAACGAGAUCAAUGAAGACGAGACUGACCUCCAACACCUCGAAGAAUCGGCACCCACUCCUUCCGUCCACAAACUGACUGACGAACAGAAAAGUCUAUAUCAGCCUUUGUUUGACAAACUCGUGGACAUUGAAAAGCUUCAAUCAGUUUACGGUAAGCCAACUCCUUCGAGUUCUGUAGCUACUGUACAGAAAAAGUCCCUAGCUGCUUUGCGAAAAGCUCAUCACGCCCAAUAUCAAAUUACUUAUUACUUAGCAGCUGUUAGCUGUGGAUCCACCGAAGGGUGGACACAAGUCUUUUCUAAUAAUCCGUCAUUCGCAAACUGGUCAUCAAAAGAAGCCAAAGUGCCACAGACUUUGUCUUCUUACAUUCAUGGCAAGUCUGCAGUACAAACAGUCGAGGGCAGCAAGGUUCAGCAACCGAGUGACGAGCGUAGAACUCGUCUUGGGAGGAUACUCAACAAACUUGUUGAAUGUUACCCUCUUGUGACAGAUGAUGUGUACAAAGGAGGCAAAUUCCCGAAAAGCGAUGACCCGGAAGGCGAGUUGAAGAAAAGGGCUUUGCCCAUUCGUGUUGUGCAAAAGGCAGGUAGUGUUAUGUCAAAAGAGGAACUCGAGGUAGGACAUCGUAAGAUCAAAGAUGCUACGGUCAAGUCCUGGCUUAAGGACAUUGAGAACGGGAACUUUGUAAUCGAACGCAUCCCCCAUUCCGAGACAACCAAUUCGAAUUCAUGUCAACAACGCUCGUCUGAAAAGUCAACAAAGAGAAAACAAUCAUCAUCUAAUCAAAACCGCUCUGAAGAAGAUGAUGACGCGGAUCUAAAUCCACCUACAAACCCGAAGAGAUCUCGAGUUGUAAUUCCUUCUGACGACGAAGAUGCAGAAGAAGAUCAAAAUGGUUCAAAUCAAGUUGUAAAAUCGAAAGGAGGUGCAAAUGCCGAACAAGGAGGAGGUCGUCAACCACCUGGGUCACCCGAGCUCGAGAACCGAUGUGCCGAAAUGGAUAGUUCGUUCUCCUUACCAAACAAUGGAUGUGGUAUUGAAUGA